Messenger RNA from Trachymyrmex cornetzi, 356 nucleotides. RefSeq names its product DNA-directed RNA polymerases I, II, and III subunit RPABC4. Gene Ontology annotation, biological process: DNA-templated transcription. Gene Ontology annotation, molecular function: zinc ion binding; DNA binding. The transcript is spliced from 2 exons. Gene Ontology annotation, cellular component: RNA polymerase I complex; RNA polymerase II, core complex; RNA polymerase III complex. Bases 162 to 356 code for a protein of 64 amino acids. NCBI's taxonomy places the organism in Eukaryota, Metazoa, Arthropoda, Insecta, Hymenoptera, Formicidae. The record is from RefSeq and is a predicted model, not a curated record.
UUCUCUGUCCGAGAUCUUGAUCUUGGAUCGAUGUCUAGCAUCGUGGACAUCUGACUUUACAAGGAGAUUCCUUCUCCUUUCGAGGCAUAAGGCGCCAAUUCAAUUUUUCUCUCCACGCCUUACAAUUAUAUCACGACAGUAUAUCACGAUAUAAUAUUAAAAUGGAGUCCAGUAAAUCUGAGUCCACCCCGAAAGCUAUGGUAUACAUUUGUGGAGAAUGUCAUCACGAUAAUGAGAUUCGUGCCAAAAAUCCAAUUCGAUGCAGAGAAUGUGGAUAUAGGAUCAUGUACAAGAAGCGUACAAAAAGACGUAUGUUUUUUAAUGUUUUCGACUUAACACGAUUGACAUUUUUUUAA